Molecule: messenger RNA, 1458 nt
Organism: Geosmithia morbida
Lineage: Eukaryota; Fungi; Ascomycota; Sordariomycetes; Hypocreales; Bionectriaceae
Product: FAD/FMN-containing dehydrogenase
Exons: 2
Coding region: 1-1458 (485 amino acids)
Molecular function (GO): FAD binding
Source: RefSeq, a predicted model, not a curated record
AUGGCCACUCUUACCCAACAGCCCGACAUUCCUCAGGCCGCAAGCCUGAUCGAGGCUGGCUUGCAGGCCCGUAUCCUGUCGCCCACGGAUCCCGAGUACGCAGCCCGUGAGGAGUCGUACUGGUCCUCCAGCGCAAAGAUCAAGCCCGCCUGCAUAAUCCAGCCUCGGACGGCCGAGGAGGUAGCCACGGCCGUGAAAGCCCUGGCAGCUUCUGGGCAGAAGUUUGCCGUCCGCAGUGGUGGCCACACCAACUGGGCCGGCUCAAACAACAUCGCGGGCGGUGUGACCAUCGACCUGGUUCACCUCGACAAGGUUGUUUUCAACGCCGACUCCGAAACGGCCAGCAUCGGCCCUGGUAACCGGUGGCGUCAGGUGUAUGCCGAGCUGAACAAGCAUGGACGUGCUGUGGCCGGAGGUCGCGAGGGAAAUGUCGGCGUCGCCGGUCUCCUUCUCGGCGGCGGCAAUACCUUCUACACGGCCAGGCAAGGCUUCGGGUGCGACAAUGUAGUUGCCUUCCAGGUCGUCCUCGCCAACGGAGACAUUGUCGUGGCCGAUGAGAAAGGUAGCCACAGCGACCUGUACCGGGUGCUCAAAGGCGGGUCCAACAACUUUGGUAUCGUCACCGAGUUCACCAUGAAGGCCAUCCCCUCGGACAAGGUUUGGGGUGGCAUGGCCUUCUUCCCCAAGCAGACCACCCCCGGUGCCAUCGAGGCCCUCACGACCUUUGCCGACAACGUCCCUAACGACGUCAACAGCAAUCUCGUCACCAUCUUCACAUACAUGCCCGACUUCAAGGACAUUGUCGUGGCCACCUUGUAUGCCAACGUCGCUGGCGUCGAGAAGGCCCCCGCCUAUGAGAAGUGGUUGGCUCUGCCUGAGAUAAUGAACACUGUCAAGAUGACGUCUAUUUCUGAGAUGGCCUUUGAGUACAACAUUCCCACCAACUACUACGACACCUGGUUCACGCUCUGCUUCAAGAACGACCCCCGCAUCAUUACAAAGGCGACGGAACUUCACGAAAAGCUCGUGGACCAGCUGAAGGAAUUCAUCCCGGACGGUGACUUCAUCACGCAGUGCCUAUUCCAGCCCCUUCCUACAAUCUUUGGCCAGCGCGGCGUCGAAGCCGGUGGCAACAUCAUGGGCAUGGACCGCCACCAGACCAACGGCAUCCUGUUCCUAGCUGUCGUCAUGGCCAGGACGCCCGAACAGGAGGCCUUUGCCUACCCCAAGGUACAGGCCUGGAUCAAGGAGGUGCGAGACUUUGCCGCUACCAUCGACGGCGGCAACCUCGAGUGGGUGUACCUCAACUAUGCGGACAAGUCCCAGGACCCGCUAGGCAGCUACGGUGCCGAGAACAUUAGAAAGAUGAAGGAUGCUGCCGCAAAAUACGACCCUGACCAGGUCUUUCAGAAGCUGUGCCCUGGAGGAUUCAAGAUUUCUGACGUCAAGGAUCAGUAA